GGCUCAGCGUUGAAACCAUAGUAACCACUUGAAAACAAUAUGGCGGACGGAGAAGGGGUUGUUUUAUGGAAUUCUACCGAUAUUUUCAACAUUUUGAACCAGGUUUACAAUCAUAUUCAAUAAAACUUUAUAGAUUACUUAGCUGGAUAAAUUAUCAUUGGUUUAUUGUAAACUUUUAGUGUCUAAGCCUUUAAAUAUUGUAUAAUCGACUGGUAAACAUGCGACUGUCUGAAACUAUAUUUUCAAUAUUUUGAACUAGAUUUUAUUAAUAUAACCGUAUUCAGUAAAACUAUGUAAAUUACUUGUAUAGAUAAAUUGCCGUUAGUUUAGGUAAAUGUUUUAGUAUUUAAAUCUAGAUUUCCCUGGCGAUAAAUUUAAAUUAUCUAAUUGUGUUGGUUUUUCCGUUUUUGUAAAACACUAUGUACGUAUGUCCGUGUUUAUAAUUUAGCUACUUAUAAUUUAGCAGUGGUUCUAAUAGUACGCCCGAAUCUUCAAUUAAUACUUCCAGACCUGCCAACUCGCAUGGUUUUGUUGUGAGACCACGAUUUUUAAUGCUUUCUCUUGGCCUCGCGACAAAGUCUUUAAAUCUCACGAUUUUUUAGGAAAUCUGUUCGAACUAUAUUUAUAGGCUUGUAAUAGGUAAUACAACCCUUGUUUUCAAUUUUUUGUAGAAACAUUGCACUCAGUGCCCAAUGAAAUGAUCAUGACAUUGAAUUUUGUUCCAAGACUUCCAAAAUUAAACACAGUACAUUUGAAGAAUAUGUUUAGCAGAGACAUUCAUGAUUUUAAAAAUUCGAGCUAAAUAAAGAUUCUGAAAUCUCGCAUUUUUUCCACAAAAUCUCACGCCUUUGUAAAGUACAACUCGCGAUUUCUGCCUCUCUGGGGCUGACAGGUCUGCACUUCUUUGGGGAACUUGAAAAUCAGAAUAUCUAGGAAAAUAUAAAUAAAAAAGUUGUUGAUAACAAUUUAAUACAAGUGAUGUAAUAUUGUGUUAUAUGUUUUGUAGACAGAUAUCAGAUAUCCAAGACUAUGUGAUCCUAACUAUUUACUCCUGCUCGGUAAGUUUCCUUAAAGACGCACAGUACUGGAAGAAUAUUUUAUGCAGCAUUCAUAUUUUAAUUAGCAUUCAAAUAACUUGGGUCAAACAAACAAUUAUUGGUUUCAGGUUUCCGAACGACCUGACCUAGUCCAACUUUCCUCUUUUAAAAAACUAUGAUGCCUGUUAACAUUUUGUCUGUUUUAAUUGUGUUUAUUAAUGAUAGUUUUAAACCUGACUCUAUGUGAUGGUCUAUACGUUUGCUAUAUGUUUGCGGCUUUGUGCCAUACACAGUACUAAAUUUAAUAUUAGAGAGUUUGAGCAAGACAACGAAGUCUGACGACGACGACGUGUUGACAAUUUUUGCCUGUGUUGCACAUUACCUUGCGCAUUCUGAGUUUAGGGUCAGGAGUAAAGACAGAUUAGAGAUUCAUGUCUAGCUGUUUGUGAAUGCUGACCCAAAUCCUUACCCUGAUCAGGAUAAAACAGCGAGAUAUGAAUCCAUAUCCCGUCUUCGUCUUCUACCUUCGUUCACAACGAAUAUUUUGGCAAAAUUCGUUGUGAACUUCGUUCUGCACGAAGGCAGAAGGACAAAGACGGGAUACAGUUUCAUGUCUCGCUGUUUUUUUCUGCAUCAGGGCAAGAAUUAUGGUCAGUAUUCAUAAACAGCGACACAUGGGAAGACACGUUGUGCAACCACCAGCGACGUCCAAUUCAGUAUGCGCGGCAAGAUAAUGUACAGACGGCAAAACUUGUCAAGUAUGCCUUCGUCUUCGUACUUCGUUGUCUUGCUCAAACUCUCUAAUAUUUAUAAAACUACAUAGCUAUGAAACUGGAAACCAAGUUUUUAUUUUUUUCGCCUUCAAAUUUUCAAUAAUAAAUUUGUCUGUCUAAAAAGUAUUCACCUAACUAUUAAUUUUUAAUUUUUUUUCUAUUUUAUCCAAUAAUGAAGAUACCAGAAACAGAAAGGACUACAAUGAAAGUCAUAUUUUAACAGCCAAAUAUGCUCCAAGGGUAAGAAAACAUUUAUAUGACACAGUUAUUUAUAUUGCAAUCAAGGCCGGAUUUUGGUGGAAAGCUCACGACCCCCAUGGAAAGUUAGGGCUUAGAGCGGGCCAAAGUCAACGUGACGUAUGCUGACGCAUAGAUGAAUGGCUAUCACUGUUUCAAUUUUACAGAAAAACUUUCUUACGAAAUGCGGACCAUAAGCAACCAAAAAAUGUCAAAUUUCACUUUGAUUUAUCAUUGAAACGUUCCCAAGGGGAGGUGUGUCACUUUCCAGAGGAGAUACAAAAAUUCUCAGAGGUGAUGCAAAACGAUCUCAAGGGAGGUGCGGACCUCUCCACACCUCCCCUCAAAAUCCGGCCAUUAUUUUACCACAUUUGGGCCGAAAACGGAAUACAAAAGUAUACAAAAUUUGCAAACUUUGAAAGGCUAUAUUUUCCGCAUUUUACAACCAAACUUUGCAAUUUUACUCAUUUUAGGAUUCUAGCUGUGGUGAUUUAUUUGCAUCGCUCAUGCCUAGUUUUAAAAUUAGUAUAUCAUGGGAAUUGUCUAUCCCUUUUGCCAUCCGCAGCUUUUUAGUAUUACGUGAAGUAUUUAAGCUACAGAAGUCACUUCUUGACUCUCUCUGGACCUAUCAAUGUUGCUUUUGAAGGAUUUACAAUAUUUUUAAAUCGUUUCAGAAUGAAGCUGGAUCGUUCCUUGUUCCAUAUGAAGCAGAACUUCAAACAAAAAGACAUUGUAUUGUGUACGACAGUCGCACAAACUCACUCAAUGAAAAAGGUAUUAGGAAACUCUAAGGUUUUCAGAAUUAUACUGAAUAGGUGGCUGUGUUAAUAAAUUAGGUGCCUGUGAGGAGGAGGCGUUCUUGGGACUGGGAGUCUUAAAGUCAUCCAAAUUAAUUAAAGUAUAUUUAUUAUAGAUAGCAACACAACUGUGCUCUGUAACCAAAUUUGAAAAUUCCAAAAUGCGUCCAUACAGCAAUAUGAUUGUGUAGCUGCGUAUAUAGUUUUAAAGUGCCCCUAACCUCAAUUCCUUUUAUCAUUUCAUUCUUAAGAACUUCUGAAUUGAUAUAAUAACUUAUUUUGAAGAUUUUCGUUUGCUCACUUUGUUUACAUACAUCUACACGAUGGGCUAGUAUUCCAAAGGUCGUAGGUUCGAAUCCCACCGUGGCCGGGCAUAUUUUUCAAGCUCGCCCGGUGUGGAUAUACACUCAGAGUAACACCACAAAUAUCAUUUACACGAUAUUACAGUUUGUUUGGUAUGCAAAUAUCCGGAAUUUAAGUCACAAAUUAUUUUUAUAUUUAGCUAUGCCAACUAGGGCAGGGUCACCACAACAGCAUAUGCCAAUUAGUGUGGGCUCUUUAACCUAACCCACCCUGUCAACUUUCCCUGUGGGAGGAAACCUGAGUACCCGGAGGAAACCACGACUUUCGGCAGAGCGUUGACUUAAACUCUUCACAUGAGGACUGGCUUCGAGUCGCAUUGAGAACGUUUUCACCGAGGCUUGAACCUGUGACCUUAGUGGUGAAAGGCAAGUGCUCUAACCACUUCGCCACCGAAGGAUGGCGGUGGCGAAUGCAUAAUGACUUUAGUAAAAGCUUGUAUACCGUAUUCAUUAUCGAGUUUAAUUCAUUAAAAUGAAGUUUGGAGUUGUGGGAGGAUUACAUAUCUAUAUGUAAAACACCAUUUAGCCUUUCUAUUUUAUGAUAUCUGACUGUACCUUACAUUCUUUGAUCAGUCAUUAUUCACAUGUGACGUAAAUUCCGGACAUUUGCAUAUCAAUAAAACUGAAAUAACUCAGAGACAAAGUGUGCAAACGGAAAUCUUCAAAAUAAGUUCCAAUAUCAUUGUCCUCACAAGAUGAACCUUUUCACCACAGGCAGUCCAGCAGUCACGUGUGCGAGAAUGUUAUGGGAUAAUGGCAGUCGAAAUCCUGUUAUUAUCAUAAAAGGUAAAAAAUGUGAAGAAAAAAAACGUGAGAAACUUCAGCUGAAUUUGGAAAGAACAAGUCUUUGUUGGAGAACUAUAUAAUGAGUGUGAAAUAUAGAUUGAGAAAUUUUUAUAAAGAAACUUUUCAAGCGCUGUUUUUAACUUUCUAAUUUAGGUGGUUAUGAAUUAUUCUCGGCACUUUAUCCGUUCCUGAGAACUCAGAAAAUUAUUUACACCCAGCUCGUAAGUCAACAACAACUGCUACAAAUGUCAACAUUUCUCAUGUUUACCACGUACCAUCUGCUGCCUUGUCUGAGUCCGUUCCUCAAACAUUUCUUACAAAUCCUUCAAAACUUAGAAUUUACCCACGCAAAGUGUUUCCGAUGUUACUCUGAGUUUGUAUCCACACCGGGUGGCUGAAAAGUUUGCCUGACCACGCGGUUGGAAUCGAACCCGCCACCUUUUGGAUACUAAUCCAAUCAAAACACACACAAAAAUAUCAUGAUCAUAAGAACACAUUGGUAUCGAAGGUACUAGACUUAGUUCCGAAAUACCACACACUCGAACCGACUUGACCUUGUAGCUCAGUUGGCAGAGCAUUGGACUAAUAUUUCGCGGAUUCGAUUCCCACCGUGGUCAGGCAAACUUUUUAGAAUGCCCGGUGUGGAUACACACUUAGAGUAACAUCAGAAAAAUUAUACUCACCUGAAUACAUAACAUCAAAACACACACAAGAAAUAUCAUUACCUGCGCAAAAUUCCUACUGUGAUCACAGAAACUUUGAUGGUGUAUAAACCUAAGUCUUAACUCUUACAGAAAUCCACCAAUAUUUGAGUUUCUUGUUCCAUUGUUUAGGAACUUGAUUCUUGUGAACCAUACCCGGUAGAAAUCAUUCCAGGUCUUCUCUAUAGCGGCACAUUGGAACAAGGAAAAAAUCCCGCUAUAAACAAAGCCUUGAAAUGCAAAGCGCAUGUGAACGUCAGUUGUCGUCAGGAUGUAUUGUAAGUUUGCACAAUAAAAGGCUGCCGUAGUUUGUGACUGAAGUACGCACGUAGAAACGCACAAGUUGUAACAAACCUGCAGCAGACUUGUAGCAAUGCUGUUCCAACAACUUGUCAACAGGAUGUGUUUGCACUGCUUGUUCCCAGCUUGUUGACAAGUUGUCAAAGGCUUGUUGGCAACUUGCUACAAUGUUGUUGAGCUCAACAGACUUGUUACAAGUUGUUCCAACAACUUCUUGUUGUCGUCCUGCAAUUCAACAAUUUGUCAACAAGUUGUGAGUGACAACCUUGUAGCAACGUGAUAAAAUAACAGCAUUGUUACAAGUUGUUGACAAGCAUGCUACAGGCCUGUUGCGAACACAUCUUGUUGACAAGUUGUGAGAUUUUUACAUGUAUAAAUGGAAAAGCCUUGGCGUUUCGUUACUAGGUUAGUGACCAAAUACCUUCUGACAACCUUAGCUUGACUAGAAACUCGAAGUGGCUUAAAUAUUCUUUUUCACGCGUAAAAUCUCACAUCUUGUAACAAGUCUGCUAACAAACCGUCGACAAGUUGUGUUCGCACUGCUUGUCCCAAGCUGUGAACAAUUUUGGAACAAGCUGUUAAAAACUUGUAACAACCUUGUUGAUAUUAUCAGAUUUGUUGCAAGGUUGUUCCAACAAGUCCGAUACAGUCAUGAUAUAACAAUAUUGUUACGACCUUGUGUCGUCAACCUUGUAACAUUCUUGUUAUAUCAUGACUGUAUCAGACUUGUUAGAACAGCCUUGUGCAAACACAACUUGUCGACAGCUUGUGAACAAAUUUGUAACAACUUGUUUGCAGACUUGUAACAACUUGCGUUUUUUACGUGUGUAGUUCAGGCACAACCACGACAGCUUAUUGUAUAGAAUACUACUUACACACGUAAAAACAUACAAGUUGUUACAAGUCUGCAAACAAGUUGUUACAAAUCUGUUCACAAGCUGUCAGCAAGUUGUCUUCGCACUGCUUGUUCCCAAUUGUUGUAACAAGUUUGGAACAAGCUGUUAACAACUUGUAACAAGCUUGAUGGCAUUAUCACACUUAUUAUAAGGUUGUUCUAACAAGUCUGAUACAGGCAUGAUAUAACAAGAAUGUUACAAGGUUGACAAUACAAGGUUGUAACAAUAUUGUUAUAUAUAUCAUGACUGUAUCGGACUUGUUGGAACAACCUUGCAACAAGUCUGGUAAUAUCAUCAAGCUUGUUACAAGAUGUUAACAGCUUGUUCCAAACUUGUUGACAACUUGGGACAAGCAGUGCGAAGACAACUUGUUGACGGCUUGUUGGCAGACUUGCUACUUGGCAGAUUUUUGCGUGUGUACAUUGGACCUCACGUUUGAUAGAUCUUUUCAGAUAUCGUAUUUGUUUUUAGUUGCAAAGAUGAAAACCCACUGUUUCAAAACAAGAUUUUUAAUAUUCCUGUUGAAGAUUCAAGCGAUGCUGACGUCCAUUCUUAUUUUAAAAAUGUUGUCGAGUUUAUUGGUGAGAAAAUGUCAGACAUGAUUUGUUCCAAAACCUUGUAUACUACCGAUGGAUGGUAGUAUAAGCCGGGCCAUUAAUAGCAAAUAAGAGCAACAGUACAAAGUCAAUCUUUUCAUGUUAAAAUAUUAAAGUUAACACAAUUUCUUUUUACCCAGAUGAAUCCAGUCAACCUGGCCAGUCAGUGUUGGUUUGCUCCGAGCUGAAUUUGAGCCGUAGUAUCACUGUUGUUAUCGCGUAUCUUAUGUGGAAGAAACAUUGGACAUUAGAAGUAAGACGGUAUACUGCAGGAUCGUGUAGAUUGUGACUACUGUGACUGUCCAUUGUUCUCUCUAGAGCUUCAGUCAUUUAUUUCUUCUUUCUUCUUAGACAUCCAGUAAGGAUAAUUUUUAUUGGUCCAGUGCUACCAGAGUAGCGCCAGGAAUUUCUCGAUGGGCUUAGGUCCCCAACGGUGACCUGUGUCCCCCACUCCACUUCCUUUCCUCCACCCUUGAUUAUAACUUGAAAAACCUUAGCUAAAGUAACUUUAUUUAUUCCUGAGAGUUCUAUCAGUUUAAAACUGUUCUCCCAAGUCAGUUCCCCAUAUUGCUCCGGUUUUCCUACAGAAGGAAACCUAAAUUAAACUAAGUUUAUUUAUAUUUUUAAUUGCUCUAUCGGUUCUGAAAUGUUCUCCCUAGAAGUCCAGUAAGGAUCAUCUUUUAUUGAUCCAGUGUUACUACAGGAGGAAACCUAACUAAACUAACUUUAUACUGGAUAGCUCUAUCAUUUUUAAACUGUUCUUCCUAGAGGUCCAGUAGGGAUCAUCUCUUAUUGAUCCAGUGUUACUACAGGAGGAAACCUAAACUAAACUAAUUUUAUUUAUAUUUGAUAACUCUAUCAGUUUUGAACUGCUCUUCCAAGAGGUCCAGUAACAGCUUCACGUAUUGUUCCAGUGUUACUACAGGAGGAAACGGGAGUACCAAACGGUGACCUACUGCGCUUGGUAAAGUGCUUGAACUAACUGUAAACUUAGUUUCUUUCUAUUUGAAUUAAUCUAGAAGGCGUACACACACGUGAAGAAAUGUAGAAACAACAUGCAACCAAACCGAUCAUUCAUUGAGCAAUUGUCAAAAUGGGAAGACUGUCUUUAUGGCCAUAUUGUGACAGAUAUCAGUGAACCUAAUUACUGAACGACUUUAACUAACUUUAUGUUUUGUAGAUAUUUACGUUAUAUGUGCAUAUUUGAAUAGAAAAACUGUACAUUUGUAAAGUUUCAAUCACGGGAGAAUCUGCACAAUGUUUUCAUCUGCGGAUGUUCAUGUUUAGAUGCAAACAACGGCCCGUGCGCUAUUGUGCCUAUUUUUUCAUCGUGCAUUGCUCGCGCGAAACUCGCGUGGUUGUCUCGAUAUUCGUGAUCAGUCUUCCGCCAUCUUUGUUUAAAAUUGUUGCAACAGUUUGUUAGUUUCACUUGAAAAACCGAGAUGUUUCGUGGCUCACAAGUUUGCUUCCUUGCCCUCCGUGGAGCUGCAAAAACCACGAGAGCAUUCUCAGUAUCUGGUCAGG
Messenger RNA from Paramuricea clavata, 8009 nucleotides. The record is from the annotation of a GenBank genome assembly. NCBI's taxonomy places the organism in Eukaryota, Metazoa, Cnidaria, Anthozoa, Malacalcyonacea, Plexauridae.